Penaeus monodon (black tiger shrimp) is the source of this 1264-nucleotide messenger RNA. RefSeq lists its product as uncharacterized. The record is from RefSeq and is a predicted model, not a curated record. The coding region runs from base 401 to 1036 and encodes 211 amino acids. The transcript has 3 exons. NCBI's taxonomy places the organism in Eukaryota, Metazoa, Arthropoda, Malacostraca, Decapoda, Penaeidae.
GUUAUCAUUUCUACAAUAUACAGUGACGAGGCCAAUGCAUAUUGCACAGGAAGAAGUACGUUCAUCUUCACUAAGAAGAAAGUUUCGUAAACGUUCGAAACCUUCCCUGGACAGCGUCACGGUCUUCUUGAAAUUCAAAGGCGGUUUUUGUUUACGCAAUAUCAGCAAAAUGUUGCUACUCAGAGCUUCCUUUGACCAGCCACACCGUAAUUCGAACUCAACAGACUUACACGUACUUGAUUGUUGACAGCGAGCGCGAGUGAAAGUUCGGAAGGUUUUCCAUCCCUAUUCCCUCUCUCUCUAUUCAGGUGCACUCGUCAACCCUCAUUAUACCCGCCCUAUUCCCCUCCAUGCAUAACCCUUCCUCAGAGCGAAGAACUUCACUGAAAAAAUAGAUAAGAUGAGCCAUAAAGGACCCCGGGCGAAGUUGUCCUCCAGAGAGGUGGACACGGCGAGGGUGACCACGAGGAGCGGCGCUUCUAAUCGACAAGAUCCUGCUGUCAGCUUGCCACCCUCUCCCCAGCCGACCACAUCCUACCAUGAACAUGCUGCUCAGGCUUCCAUCUCCGGCAAGGAAUUAGCAGCCCAGUCUCUCCCUUCUAGGCGAGACCCAGCCACGAAAAAGUUAUAUGAUAUCACGGAGCCUUUUUCAGACCCAGUAAAGGAAAGGAGGAGAAUUAACGCGAUCACAGCCAAAGAAAACAGAGACAGGAAAAAAAAGGAAACUGAUCGAAUGUGUCAACAGAUCAAAUGUCUCACCCUCGUGAACAAACAGUGUACGGUGGCAUUAAAGCGACAUGAAGCGGAAAUACAGAAGCUCGAUGCAAAGCUGAAGGCUUCACAGCGACGCAACGAGCACCUUCAGAAGAGCAUCGAGCAGAAGGAGAAGGAUCUCCGAGACCAUCGCGAGAAAUUCCUGCUGUUCCACAGCCACCUCGAGCUCAUCGCCAGCAUCAUCGACGAAAACAACCCAGCCAAGAAGCUAAUCGCAGGGCUUUUGAAAUCGCAGUUGAUGCCAUACAGCUUGUCUUCCUGAGAUAACAGCCCCAAGUUGAAUAAUGUACGAUUGUUUUUUCUCUCUACUGAAUUAGUCAGUCGUGUAAUUUACAUAUAAAAUUGUGGAGAAAGAGGCAAGAACUCCAUGGCUAUUUGGGGAGGACAGAUAUAUGCUGUCAGUCAAAUCAUCUUUUAAAAUGAUAGGCUCUUAUCAUGACGAAGAUGAUAUUGAACAUGUGAACUGCAAAGUGAAAUGUGGAAAAAAAAA